Messenger RNA from Mitosporidium daphniae, 752 nucleotides. RefSeq lists its product as uncharacterized. The annotation marks the transcript as partial. NCBI's taxonomy places the organism in Eukaryota, Fungi, Microsporidia. The record is from RefSeq and is a predicted model, not a curated record. The transcript has 2 exons.
AUGCCUAGUGACGAGGAGGGCCGAUCUUCCUCUCCUAAUGCCCUAUUUAAGGAGCCGUUAAAAAAGCGUCUAUCUUCAGACGACAUAGACAUGAACGACGAAAAGGUAGCAUCGUCUUCAUUCCAAUCGCAAAUGAUUCAUUUGCCAUUGAAGAAGCAAUAUAUGCAAGAACAUCAUUUAUCAUCUCCAAUAAGCCAGUCCAUUGCCAAGCUCCCCUCUUCCCCGAUCCGAGCCGCACCACUUACAAUUGAUAUCGAUGACUCUGUAAAUAUGGCGUUAGAUAUUGAUGCGCCUAUUGAGACGCCCGCUAUCAAGGAGACUCCUCCUAUUAAAGAGGCACCCUCGACACACACAAAGACACAAGUUCAAAAAGGGAAAGCACAGCAGCAUACUAAGGCUUCAUCAUCGGCGUCAUCAGUUAAGCAUCAGCAUCCUGAAGAGGUACACCAUCAUUUUUACGUCAAGGACCUGGAAAAUUUCCCAUAUCAUGACGAGGUCGAGUCGUACAGAAAACGAGCUCUAUGGCUUCAAUACAGCUGCUAUAAACAAAAAUACUCGGAAAUUUACGGACAGUAUGGGGAGUUGAGGGACAAAUAUUCUCUCGUAUGCUCUCUGCUUCGCCAGUGUAUUAACGAUUCGGAAUCCCUUUCUGAGGCUUUGCAAGAAAAAGUGGAUCAGGUUUUAUCGCCAGCGUCUUCAUGGUUGACGUGCAUUAAAGAUCCCACCAAUUCAUUCUUAUUGGAAAAAGUUGU